AUGCGCCUGGGCCACGCCCCGCACCGCUGCCCGCGCCCCCAUGGCUCGCUACACACAGCCGCGUCGCCCCUACCUGCCGCUGCACCUCCAGCCGUUGCCUUGGCUCUGCUGCUGCGGGCCGCCUCCGCCGUCCGCCCCGCACGGCCGCUCCACCCGCGCCACUCGCGCGCGCCUCGCCUCCUCUGCACACCGCGCCCGCCUAGUCGCCCGCGCCCUAUCCCGCAUCGCCACCGCACCGCUCUGCCUCCCCCCUUGGCCAUGCCUUGGCCCAGCUCGCCGCCGACGCCUGUGGCUGCUGGUGCCCUGCGGCCGCGCGCCCUCGUCCUCUGCUCCGCCAGCGCCAUGCCACUGGCUCGGGUUGCCUCGCCCGCACCCAGUGCCUCCGCCGAGCUCACCCUCGCGCACAAGGCUCCCCGAACGCGCCCGCGCCUUUCACCGGCCGCGCCCCACACCGGGCUCGCGCCGCUCCGGCCACGGCCUCGCUGCACCGCUCGGGGCCGCUAG
This is a messenger RNA of Aegilops tauschii subsp. strangulata, 504 nucleotides long. The record is from RefSeq and is a predicted model, not a curated record. Lineage: Eukaryota; Viridiplantae; Streptophyta; Magnoliopsida; Poales; Poaceae.